AGAGGUCGUGGCUGAGCCCAAAAAUGGACCCUCCAAUGAGAGCGCGGCAUUUUUUUUAACCCUCUGGAAGUGGCCCCAUACAAACGCACUGGAGAAAAAAAAAUAUAAGGGAAGAUCUUAGGAAAAGCCUACAACUCACAGCUGAACCACCCACCACUUUUUUUUACAAUGCUUCGCCAAUCAUUCGCCAGAGCUGUCCGUUUCAACUCUACCGUGGCCAAGGCUGCCCCAAAGCCAUUGUCCAACGCAUACGUCAACAAAUUGGAGACCAGAUGGGAGAAGUUGCCAAAGGAAGAUCAGACCGCCUUGAUAGACGAAUUGAAGGCUAGAAUGGAGUUGCCAUGGCAGGAGUUGACCGCCGCCGAGAAGAAGGCUGCUUACUACAUUUCUUUCGGUGAGUGGGGCCCAAGAAAGCCAUUGUACGCUCCUGGUGACAAGUCCAAGAUCUUCUGGGGUACCGUGGCUGGUUUGGUUGCCGGUGUUGGAUUGUUCGCUGUUAUCCGUUCGUUCGCUCCUGCUCCACCAGAAACUUUGGAGAGAGAAUGGCAAGAGAAGACCGACGAGUACUUGAAGUCCAAGAACGCCAACCCAUUCACUGGUUACUCUCAAAUCCAGUAA
Molecule: messenger RNA, 618 nt
Organism: Sungouiella intermedia
Lineage: Eukaryota; Fungi; Ascomycota; Pichiomycetes; Serinales; Metschnikowiaceae
Source: the annotation of a GenBank genome assembly